Messenger RNA from Vigna umbellata (rice bean), 2764 nucleotides. RefSeq names its product cell division cycle protein 27 homolog B. Gene Ontology annotation, biological process: protein ubiquitination; cell division; anaphase-promoting complex-dependent catabolic process. The record is from RefSeq and is a predicted model, not a curated record. Gene Ontology annotation, cellular component: anaphase-promoting complex; cytoplasm. NCBI's taxonomy places the organism in Eukaryota, Viridiplantae, Streptophyta, Magnoliopsida, Fabales, Fabaceae. Gene Ontology annotation, molecular function: protein binding.
UUGAAAUCGGAGACAAAACACGUGCCUUACCAAUUUCGCAUUUUAAUUUCAUUUCAUUUUGAACGGAAACCAAAACCCUCUCUUUUUUCCCUUUAUUUUCUUCCAUUUUCUCUCUGAAUCGGUUUCCGAAGCUGCCAUGGAAGCGAUACUCGUUGAUUGCGUGCAGAAGAGCCUUCGGCAUUUCAUGCACGCCAACGCCAUCUUCCUCUGCCACCGUCUCUGCGCCGAGUUCCCCACCGAGACAAAUCUCCAGUUGUUGGCUGGAUGUUACUUGCAGAAUAAUCAAGCUUAUUCUGCAUAUCACAUCUUAAAGGGGGCGCAAAUGGCUCAAUCCCGGUACUUGUUUGCAAUAUCAUGCUUUCAAAUGGAUCUUCUUAGUGAAGCUGAAACAGCAUUAUGUCCUGCUAGCGAGCCCAGUGUAGAGGUUCCAAACGGGGCAGCUGGUCAUUAUCUGUUAGGGUUGAUUUACAGAUACACUGACAGAAGGAAAAGUGCCAUUCAUCAUUUUAAGCAGGCACUAUCAAUGGAUCCUCUUAUGUGGGCUGCGUAUGAAGAGUUGUGCAUAUUAGGUGCUGCUGAAGAUGCGACUGCAGUUUUUGGUGAAGCAGCUGCUCUUUGUGUACAAAAGCAAUACCUACAUUGCUCGACCACCUCUAAGUUGCAGUCAUCAGCCGAGGAUUGUAAUUUAGUUGACACUAGUCACUCUGUCUCAGAAGAUACAAGUCCCAGGCAACUGAAACUUAUGCCAGGCCUGAAGGAUGUUCCUGGAAAUCAUCAUGGGGCAUCUAUUUUAGGAGGAACUUCCCAACCAAUUAAUAGUGGUCUGUCCAACAUAUCAUUUUAUAACACCCCAUCUCCAAUGGCAACACAGUUGUCAGGUGUUGCUCCACCCCCUUUGUGUAGGAAUCUGCAGCCCAAUGGCCAAAACAUGAGUACAGUGAAUACUGACAGUUCUCCUAAGUCAUCAGUGAACUCUACCAUUCAAGCCCCUCGGAGAAAGUUUGUGGAUGAAGGAAAAUUACGUAAGAUUUCGGGAAGAUUGUUUUCUGAUUCUGGUCCUAGACGUAGCUCAAGACUGUCCAGUGAUGCAAGUUUAAAUGCUAAUGCAGCAGUUGUAUCUGGAAAUGGAACUGGUAAUUCUUCUAAGUAUCUUGGAGGGUCAAAGCUUAGCAGUAUGGCAUUUCGUUCCAUGGCAGUUCGUAAAGGGCAGUCGUGGGCCAAUGAAAAUGCUGACGAAGGAACUCGAAACGAUGUUCUUGAUGAUUCUCGUUUAAAUGUCACAUCGUCUACAUCUAGUUCUACUCCUACCAUGGAUGCUAAAUCUUAUGAACAAGAAGCAGCAAAUUUUCCCAUUGGUGGACAAACAGUGAGCGGUUCAAAAGUCAUUUCUGGAGCUUCAGAAAUACUGACCCUUUUAAGAAUUUUUGGUGAAGGCUGUAGACUUGCCUACUCAUAUAGUUGUCAGGAUGCACUGGAUACCUACAUGAAACUUCCACAUAAGCAUUACAAUACUGGGUGGGUUCUUUCCCAGGUUGGAAAAGUGUACUUCGAAUUGGUUGAUUACUUAGAAGCUGAUCAGGCUUUUGGCCUUGCUCGUCAGAUCAUGCCUUAUAGCUUGGAAGGAAUGGAUGUCUAUUCAACAGUUCUUUAUCACCUGAAGGAGGAUAUGAAGUUAAGUUACCUGGCUCAGGAACUGAUAUCAACUGAUCGUUUAGCUCCUCAGUCUUGGUGUGCAAUGGGUAAUUGCUACAGCCUGCAAAAGGAUCAUGAAACUGCACUGAAGAAUUUUCAGCGGGCUGUUCAACUGAAUCCCAGAUUUGCAUAUGCACACACCCUUUGUGGACACGAGUAUGUAGCACUAGAAGAUUUUGAGAAUGGAAUCAAAUGCUACCAGAGUGCGCUCAGGGUUGAUGCAAGGCAUUAUAAUGCUUGGUAUGGACUUGGAAUGGUAUACCUACGCCAAGAAAAGUUUGAGUUCUCCGAACAUCAUUUUCGAAUGGCUUUCCAAAUCAAUCAACGUUCGUCUGUAAUAAUGUCAUACCUUGGUACUGCUUUACAUGCCUUGAAGAGAAGCGAAGAAGCACUGAUGGUAAUGGAUAAGGCUAUUUUAGCGGAUAAAAAGAAUCCCCUUCCAAUGUAUCAGAAGGCCAAUAUACUUUUGAGCUUGGAAAAGUUUGAGGAAGCAUUGGAAGUCCUAGAGGAGCUUAAAGAGUAUGCACCUCGUGAAAGUAGUGUUUAUGCUUUGAUGGGCAGGAUCUAUAAAAGGCGUAACAUGCAUGAGAGAGCUAUGCUUCAUUACGGUAUAUCUCUGGAUUUGAAACCAUCUGCAACAGAUGCUGCUUCUAUCAAGGCUGCCAUUGAGAAAUUACAUGUACCAGAUGAAAUGGAAGACAACUUGUAGCUAGAUGAAGUGCAGAAUGCUAGCCUGUGUAAAUUACCCAGAUUUUGAAUCCUUGAAUACAAGGACUUGACUCUGCUUGUGCUUUCGGCAAAAUUGUUCGUUGAAGCAGUAUAACUACUUGAGAAGUAUUUAUUCAUGCACUUGAGAAGUAUUUAUUCAAGCAGCCAUCACACCCAUCCAAAAGACGGAUCUCUCUAAGUGACCAGAGUUUUGUACCGAAUCAAAUACUAAAAGAAAGGAGGACAUGAUGUAACAGAGGUGCCAAGAAGCUCCUAAUUAACUUGUACGAAUAGUUAUGUCAAAGAAAUCAUCAUGUAUUUUUAGUCAAUCCAUUCAUUUGUUAAUAAAUGACAGCUUUGGUUU